This is a messenger RNA of Pistacia vera, 1440 nucleotides long. RefSeq names its product UPF0481 protein At3g47200-like. NCBI's taxonomy places the organism in Eukaryota, Viridiplantae, Streptophyta, Magnoliopsida, Sapindales, Anacardiaceae. Bases 1 to 1440 code for a protein of 479 amino acids. The record is from RefSeq and is a predicted model, not a curated record. The transcript has a single exon.
AUGGGAGAAAGAGAAGCCGGUUGCGGCAGCAGCCUAGCAGGUGGUGGUGAGAAUCAAUUAGAGAGUAUUGUAAUCCUUACAAAUGGUGCCAAUCCACCAGGUCCUCUUUCUGAGAAUGAAAAAAUGUGGCUUGAAUCUUUCGUGAAUGGCGAAAGCUUCAAGAAUCAGCACAAGGUGAUCUGGCCGAAGAUAGAGAGAGUUCCAGCAAUGCUUCGUGAGGUUAAAGAUAACAGUAGUUGCUAUGAUCCUAUGGUGGUUUCAAUCGGUCCUUACCACUUUGGAAAUACCAGGCUUGAGUUAAUGCAGCGGUACAAACAUACAAUGGCGGUCCAGUAUGUACAUGGGGACUUGAAGUUGCUGGAAGAGUUGUAUCAGAAGGUCAGGUGCGUGGCGGAAGCUGCAAAACAAUGCUACACUGACCAGAGCUCCGUCGCCAAGUUCAACAACGAGGAGUUCUCUCAGAUGAUGUUUCUUGAUGCCUGCUUCCUCCUUCAGUUCAUCAACUGCAUUGUAAGAGAAAAACGAGAGGCUUUAAAGAUGAAAAACAACAUGAUAGCUCUCGUUCAACGAGACUUGUUCUUACUGGAAAAUCAAAUUCCUUUUCAACUCCUCAAUGAUUUGAGCAUCAAGUCAAAAUUCGGAAAUGAAACGACUAAGACAAUGUUAAAUAAGUUUGUUACAAAUAUUCGUAGUCUUCGUCGUCAAAGUAACAAGAAAAGCGUGAACAUUUUUCUUUGUAAUUUAGCUUUUUGGCGAAGAGACGGUGCACAAGAUGUGAUAGCAGGAACAUCUGAUUGUGAACCUGCUCAUCUUCUAGACCUCAUUCGCACUAAUCUCUUCGACAAAACCGUUUUGACUAAACCGCCUCCUCCCGGUUGUAGUGACUGGUGUUCAUACCGGUCAGUGAAGGAGCUCAAGGCGGUGGGAAUCCAUUUCAGGCCUAGCAAGACUAACAAAUUCACAGACGUUGCUUUUCAACCCGGUUAUCUCGCAAAACUGGAACUUCCACCAGUAUGCAUUGAUGAUUCAACAAAGUCUAUGCUGCUAAACAUGGUAGCAUACGAGUCCAGCCCCAAUGGUCCUGACGAUUUUGGAGUUUCUUCAUACAUAUGCUUGAUGGAUUCACUGAUUGAUCAUGCUGAAGACGUAAUGGAGCUUCGGAAAAAAGGUAUACUUCUGAAUUUUCUGGGAAGUGAUCAACAAGUUGCUGAUCUUUUUAAUGAGAUAGCUGAUAAUUUGGUGUCACACCAGCAUGCGUAUACGGUUGUUAAAGAUAAAAUAGAAAAGCAUUACAAAAACAGGUUAAAGAUUUGGUUGGCAGAGUGGCUGCAUACUCAUUUCUCUAGCCCUUGGACGCUUCUUGCUUUUAUUGGUGCAGUUUUAGUACUUGUCUUGACUGUUAUUCAGACUUAUGAAUCGGUGAAGCCAAGUAUUACCUAA